Molecule: messenger RNA, 1659 nt
Organism: Populus trichocarpa (black cottonwood)
Lineage: Eukaryota; Viridiplantae; Streptophyta; Magnoliopsida; Malpighiales; Salicaceae
Product: probable (S)-N-methylcoclaurine 3'-hydroxylase isozyme 2
Exons: 2
Coding region: 48-1559 (503 amino acids)
Molecular function (GO): heme binding; monooxygenase activity; oxidoreductase activity, acting on paired donors, with incorporation or reduction of molecular oxygen
Source: RefSeq, a predicted model, not a curated record
AUAAUUGAGAUCAUUCGCAGACCAUAUUGCAAGCAAUUAGGCAAAACAUGGCAACAAUAGUAACAGAAAUAUCAUCCAAUACUCUUUUUACUAUUCUCUUUCUCUUGCCUCUCAUUUAUCUCAUUGCCAAGCAGCUCAAGACACUGUAUUCAUCAAGAUUUGCACCACUACCACCAGGGCCAUAUUCAUGGCCAAUCUUAGGCAAUGCCCUACAAAUUGGAAAUAGCCCUCAUAUUACUCUAGCCAGUCUAGCAAAAACCUACGGACCACUCUUCUCACUUAGACUUGGCAGCCAGCUUGUUAUUCUUGCCGCAUCUCAAGAAGCUGCCACCGAAAUUCUAAAAACUCAGGAUCGCUUUUUGUCCGGUAGGUUUGUUCCUGACGUAAUACCAGCCAAGUGGUUAAAGCUUGAAAAUUUGUCCCUUGGAUGGAUUGGAGAAGUCAACAAUGAAUUUAAGUUUUUGCGAACUGUUUGCCAAUCCAAGCUUUUCUCAAACAAAGCUCUAUUGUCCCAAUCAUGUUUGCGAGAGAAAAAGGCGGCAGACACUGUAAGAUUUAUCAGAACAAUGGAAGGUAAGGUGUUGAAGAUCAAGAAAGUAGCAUUUGCAGCUGUUUUUAGUAUGUUGACUAAUAUUCUCAUCUCAAGUGACCUUAUAAGUAUGGAGCAAGAGAGUAUGGAGGGAGAGAUGACGGAAAUUAUAAGAAAUAUCUUCGAGGUAGGGGCUGCUCCAAAUAUAUCCGAUCUUUUUCCUAUUCUAGCACCAUUUGAUCUGCAGAAUCUACGGAAGAAGUCUAAGGAGUUGUAUUUGAGGUUCAGUACCAUGUUUGAAGCUAUCAUCGAAGAAAGAAGAGAAAGAAAGAUGAGUUCUGAUAAUGCUUCAGGCAAAGAGGAUUUCCUUGAUACUCUGAUCAGCAACGGUUCUAGUAAUGAGCAUAUCAAUGUCCUUCUUCUGGAGCUCCUGGUUGCUGGUUCAGACACAAGUACCUCAGCAAUUGAGUGGGCAAUGGCAGAACUAUUAAGGAACCCACAAUGCAUGAAAAAAGCUCAAGCGGAACUAGCAAGUGAAAUCAACCAGGACCUUAUACAAGAAUCUGAUCUACCUAGACUAAAGUUCCUUCAUGCUUGUCUCAAAGAAAGCAUGAGAUUGCACCCUCCAGGACCACUUCUUCUUCCUCACCGUGCCGUGAACUCAUGCAAAGUGAUGGGCUAUACCAUUCCAAAGAACUCUCAAGUGUUGGUGAAUGCUUAUGCAAUUGGACGAGACCCCAAGAGUUGGAAAGAUCCAUUGGAUUAUAAACCUGAGCGAUUCUUGACUUCGAAUAUGGAUUUCAGAGGAAGCAAUAUUGAGUUCAUACCAUUUGGUGCUGGAAGGAGAGCAUGCCCUGGUCAACCCAUGGCUACCAAGCAUGUUCCCUUGGUUCUUGCUUCAUUGCUCCAUUUCUUUGAUUGGUCACUUCCUACUGGACAUGAUCCAAAAGACAUAGACAUGACUGAUAAGUUCCACACCAGUUUGCAGAAAAAACAACCUCUACUUCUCAUUCCAAAAAUUAAAAAUUGAGGGAUGAAUCCAGAUUUGCAGCUUCCUCAGCCUUCUUUAUUAUCACGUAUCACUGUUUAUAGUAUCGUUAAUAAACAGCUUUAUCAGUAUUAUGAACUUA